UUUGAUUCGGAUCUUUUUAGGAGAGCAUUGGGAGCCGAUUCUUGGAAAACAGAAGAGAAAUAGCGGUUACAACAACCUUUGAUGUUUGAAUGAUACAUUAUAAAGCGUUAGGAUCAUAUUGUGAUCACGCGCCCAGCACUACAUUUUGAUGUGAAAUUCAAAUGUAGCGGAAUUAAGUGAGAAUGAAGAGAGUAAACGGUCCUGCUGCGUCACGUGAUUCGGAAAAGUGUAAUAUCGAAAGUGGACAAACUACAGGACAAAUAACAAAUCUGGACUGUACAGGUUGCUUUGGUCAAGAUGCUGCAAGGAUCAAAAACACGUGUGUUUCUAUUCAACGAAAGCGGUAAAUUCCCAGAUGCCCAAAAGGACAUUGUGGAGCGGCUGAAAAAACGCCUUUCCCUUCAGGAAGUGCGUUCAGCGGAUGAGUGCGAUGUCGUCAUCUCCUUCGUUCCUAUUGUGUCUCGGGCUGGAACAGACAUCGAAGCUGCUCUUCAAAAAAUCCCAACAAAUCACCCCGCUGUCCUCGUGGUGUUCCACCACACAUUUGAUGAGAACUACAUCGCUCCACAGAGCCAAAGGUGUGUGACGAGAGAUGAUGUGUUUGCUGCAGACUUCCUCUGUUAUGAAGAUGUUGGACUGCUAAACGGCUUAACCAAUGAGGAGGCCCUGAAAUCCAUCACUGAUCAUUUGAUCUCUAUUGCACCCAGUACCCCGCUUAUACCAGUUCAUCCACGACCACAGAGACGUUUAAAGAAAUGUGUGUGUGUGUCUGUUUUGAUUGCUGUUUGUUUUGCGGUACUUAUUUACCUUAUUGUUUGGGCGAGUCAGUCACAAGGUGCCAUUCCUACUACAGUGAGCCCUGUAACUACAGAAGGGCCCUACACCAAUGUAACCACACUGGGGCCCAAAACCAAUCUAACCAUACAGGGGCCAACAUCAAUGUAACCACACAGGGGGCCAACACCAAUGGAACACAUAGGGGCUUAACAAGGGGGUUUGGACAGAAGUGACAUUUCACCAACUUUACAUGAGAGCCAAAAGAGAGAAAUAAAGAAACAAACAUAAAGAUCAUAGUUUCACAUGAUUUUAUACAGUAAUUUCAGUCUUUAAUUAAAAAAAACUUUAUAAACACAUAGUUGUACUUAAUGAACAAUAUUUUCCUAGUUAUUAAGAAAAUAUAUAUUUCUCUUAUAUUAUUAUGUUACUAGAUUAGAUGUCAGAACUGCUCUCUUCAACACUUACUCGUUCUAAUAUGAGAAUCAUAUUUUCUUUCUCUUUAUUUUCUUUGCUUUCUCUGCCUUUUUGUUCUUGGGUUAACCGUUUCGUGUGCCCGCUCCUCUGCAUUAUCUGCGUCCUGUGCCUGCUUUAUGGUUUGUCCUCGUCCUUUGACCUUGUGUAGUCUGUCUCUUGAGCCUGAUCCACUGCAGUUUCUGUUUCCUGUCACUUAUAAUAUGUAUAAUUAAAUCCUCGCAUUUUUAGUACAUAAUGCUUCUCAUAAUUUUCCAGGUAAAACAACUUUAGCACAUCACUAUAAUAACAACCGUAGAAACCAGGUGGGAGAGUAUCACUUAAUGCUUCUUAGGUUUUCUCAAAACUAGUGUAACUGUGUGUUCUAACGGUUAAUAUUACCUCCAGUUACUGUAAUUAAUGUUUAUAAAAGCUACAAGACUGUAUCAGUAUGUAAAGAUUACAUGAUUAUUUGUUUUUUGUUUAUAGUGCAAAAAAUAAUGCUCUUUGUGU
Clarias gariepinus (North African catfish) is the source of this 1740-nucleotide messenger RNA. RefSeq lists its product as uncharacterized. The transcript has 4 exons. NCBI's taxonomy places the organism in Eukaryota, Metazoa, Chordata, Actinopteri, Siluriformes, Clariidae. The coding region runs from base 298 to 945 and encodes 215 amino acids. The record is from RefSeq and is a predicted model, not a curated record.